Molecule: messenger RNA, 2194 nt
Organism: Silurus meridionalis
Lineage: Eukaryota; Metazoa; Chordata; Actinopteri; Siluriformes; Siluridae
Gene: pnx
Product: posterior neuron-specific homeobox
Exons: 2
Coding region: 393-1094 (233 amino acids)
Biological process (GO): regulation of DNA-templated transcription
Molecular function (GO): DNA binding; DNA-binding transcription factor activity, RNA polymerase II-specific
Source: RefSeq, a predicted model, not a curated record
GUCGAUUAAUUCCCAAGACAACCAGAGCUCGCGCACCGCGCUUUCGUCAAAUCAGUCAAUUGCAAAUAACGACAAGGUCGCAACAAAAAAACUACACGCUCUUUAAGAAAAGAGCACAUUUUAACCAGAUGCGGGGUAAUAAAUGGCCGAGGGAGAGUUACCCGCUGAGAAGUGAGCAUUUGCAUUUUAAAGUAUAAGAGUGUGUGUGAGUGUGUGUGUGUUGGUUGAGAGAGGGGAAGGGGAGGGCUGUUUACAAUAAUGACAAGAGAGUUUAUGCAUUCGGGAAGAAGGGGUUUGGUGUUUUUUUUUUCUUUCUUUCUUUCUUUCAAGACUAGUCUUUUUUAAAUGUUAAUUUUAUACACGCGUGAAAGUCGUGUGCUCCCUCGGUAUAAAUGCGCGAGGAUUGGGCAACUUUUCUAAAGGGCGAGGACCAGCACGCUUCCCUGUCACUCCUUUACUGCCACCUUGUUCAGCUCCCGUGGUUUGGAUCCCCGCCAGUGCGCGUGAACAUGCAACAAGAACACGGCAAACCUCCGCGGAUUUCUUCUUUUUCCAUCGCCGACAUCCUAGAUCCUUCAAAAUUCACAGGGAGGCAUCGGGAUGCGCGAAGCGACAAACCUUCUGACUACAGACACAAACGAAACUGCGAUGAAUUAUCCGGUGACGAAAAUACUGAGGGCUCAGAUGAGGUUUCGGCAGCUUCAGAAGCAAAGGAGAGCCCUCAUAUCAGCAGUAAAGCUAAAAUCAAGGGCCGACGCAUGCGCACGGCUUUCACACUGGACCAGCUACACGUGCUUGAGCGCAGCUUCCAGAAUAGCCACUAUCUGUCGGUGUUUGAACGCCACGUCAUCGCCAAGGCCUUGGAGCUGUCCGAGACGCAGGUUAAGAUCUGGUUUCAGAACAGGCGAACCAAGUGGAAGAAAGAGCAAGAGGGACGAGAGCUGGAGGAGCUCUACCAUUGUGCCACGAUAGCACCAGUAGUUGUACCUACCACGCUGCCUCUCAGUACUGCCUCCUGCAACAGGUCUAGUCCAGUGCAUUUCUACCCAGCACGUAACCUCCUGACCACUUAUCCUGCACUUACAUUGUUCUGAGGCCAGAUUUGACUCACAAACGACUCUGUUCCUUUUCACAGACAUUUUGGUUUUGAAAGACUGAAGUGAAAUGAUUCAAAUCGAACAUUUUGGCAAUUGAUUUGCUUCUUUAAAAUUGAUUGUGAUUUUGUAUUUUAUUAUUUGCCAUGUUUGAGGGUAACAGGCAAAAACACUGGUCUACAUGGUGUGUAUUAUUAGCAAACAAGUGAAACGAGUCUUAGCUCGGCAAGCUACUGUAAUAUAAAAAAUGGGAUUUUUUUUAUCCACUUAGCCAGGAAAAUAGGUAGUUAGCAAAGGGAGAAUACUGUAGUAGUCGAAGUAGACAUAAUUUGGUUAAUGUAGGAGUCAUUGGACCAGUACAAUUAUUAACAAAAUUAUUUUAGGCCUCACUAAACUGGAACAGCCCCAUAGCUCACUAAACAUAAGAUAACAUGGAACUAUUAUUCAUUAAAAAAUUGUGUGUGAUGUCUGGUUUGAUUAUAAUAAUAAUAAUAAUAAUAAUAAUAAUAAUAAUAAUAAAGGUUUCUUAUUCUGUGAAUUUAAACAAAGUGUUACGGCAACAAUUCAACUCCAAAUAUGGUUGUUAGAUAGUUCUCGACCUAACCAAAACUUCCAAAACAACUUUUGAUGUCCACUUUUGAUUUACCUGAAGUUUGGAGAAUGCUCUGUGUGUUAAAUUGAACAUUUGCCUAGUUCACUUUUCUUAGAAACAAAUCGGCAAAUAAGUCGUAUCGCCAUGGGUAGUUUACUGAACGGGGGAAAACAAAUUGACUAGCCAGAGCAAGGAAGUUGGCUUUAGGUCAUUUCUAUACAGAGAUUUCCUAUCAUUCUAUACUUAUUUAAGUCAUGUAAUAUUUAUGAGUUUAAUUUGCAUAUUUAUCACAUUUCUGAUUGUUUUAAUAUGUUGCAAGCAGGUUUACUGUUUUUUGUAACUUUUUCUUAAAAAAAAAAAAAGAAAAUGUAUAUUUUUGCAGUCAAAUAUUUAUUUCUCAUUUAACAGCUAAACUACUUUUUUUAAUGAGAUGAUUAACAUCGCUGCUUUGUGUUUCUUGGUGUAUAUAACCAGUGAAUAAAAUGUAAUAAAAAAUCUAAACACUUUA